AUGUCGUUGGUGUUAGCAAGCGUUGGUCAGUUUUGGAAGCGCGCGAUGGGAUUCGUGCUCGGCCGGUGGCGUAUAAACCCACCGUACUUUUUAUCGGACAUUUAUACGGUUUUGCUAGUUGCUUCGUCUUGUCUGAAACACAUCCCCAUCUCCAACAAACUCCGAUUGGUCUUUGAUCCUCGAAGAAUAGGACUUCCGUUAAAAUAUACUAGAUCAAUAAAGAGGGAGGUCCGAAGACCCCACCCACACUAUCCUGAAAUCAGGCACAUGCGCCGAUUGCUCGUGAAGCUUGUCCAGGCCCUAAGCGACGGCCUCAGGCUUCAGAGCGAUUCACGAGUUACAGUUAAUUUUGUUGAUAUAAGAAGAGUUCUUACAGGACGAUGUGAAAGUGUUGUGGAACCAAGAUAUGGAAAGAAGGAAAGCCAUGGUUGUGUUGAUACGCUUGGGAAACUUUGGGAUAUGAAAUGUGAUACUGAGCAUUUAGAAGGACUGAAUUGGGAUUUGACGGUGUUUGAGUCGGAAGAACCCAACAUGUACUAUGUUGGUAAUGGAAAGAUUGUUAUUCAUACUGAGAUAGUGAAUAGCUGUACGGAAGAGGAAUUGGUUGCAUUUCUAGCACAUGAGGUUGGGCAUGGAGUGGCUAUGCAUCCUGAAGGGCACCCCUUUUUGCUUCUGUUGGCCUUAAUUGGCCUAAUCCCUUGUACUUCAGGCUUCUGGUGUUGUGCAAUAUUUGUGCGUUUAUGCGACUUGCUGCUUUACUCUUGCAGAAGGAUGGAACUCGAAGCACAUUACAUUGGUCUAAUGUUGAUGGCCGCAGCUGGAUACGAUCCAAGACUUGUUCCGCACGUUCUCCAAAAAUUAUACCACUACGAUGAUGAUAAAUAUUACCUGGACACAACUCAUCCUUGUGUAGGGCGAAUAGUCGAGAUGGUUAGCCAAGAUACGGUGAUGAAUAGAGCACUCAAAAUAUACAAGCAAGUUCAGGCUGGUCACGAGAUUCCGAGUGGGCAUGGAGUGGCUAUGCAUCCUGAAAGGCACCCAUUUUUGCCUCUGUUGGCCUUAAUUGACCUAAUCCCUUGUACUUCAGGCUUCUGGUGUUGUGCAAUAUUUGUGCGUUUAUGCGACUUUCUGCUUUACUCCUACAGAAGUUUGGCGAAUACUAAUUGUGAUCCACCGUAUCCCGUCAUUCUUUUCAACUCACACAACAAACAUAUUCUUUCAUGGGAGAAUAGCCACCGUAUCCCGUAUUCCCGCACCGGCCGGAACCGCGGCUUUGGCUCAUCAUUGAGACACCAUUCGAUGGCAAAUAGGUUUGAUCCAUUCGUUGUUACAAUUACGGAUACAAACAGUCCGAACUUGGCCAUUCCGAUGAGUUUUUGGAGGGAUCAUAUCGAACACCAAGUUAAUGAUACUACGAGAGCAAUCUUAUUGUGUAAAGGAGGUCGAUACAAUGUUCCAAUAAUCAAAGCGCAUGGGAAGGCGUUGAUGGAACACGGUGAUGCGCGUGAAUUUAUGGACGAAAGUGGAAUCGUGGAGGGCAUCACAUGCGUAUUCACCUUAAUUGGAUAUGAGUGUAUUGUUUUCAAGGUACGGUUACUGGAUGGUUCCACUAUUUAAUCGUGCGAAAGUAUUUGGCGUACGAACACCGGCUUUCAUGUUUGGACUAAUUUUAUGUGUUUGAAUUCGUAAUUGGACCAAU
Molecule: messenger RNA, 1699 nt
Organism: Striga asiatica
Lineage: Eukaryota; Viridiplantae; Streptophyta; Magnoliopsida; Lamiales; Orobanchaceae
Source: the annotation of a GenBank genome assembly